GUAAAAGGAAUAUCAUUUCACGCCAAACGACCAUGGGUUUUGGCGAGUUUGCACAAUGGGGUGAUUCAGCUUUGGGAUUACCGUAUGUGUACUUUACUGGAGAAAUUUGAUGAGCAUGACGGUCCUGUACGUGGCAUUUGCUUCCACAGUAAUCAACCUUUAUUUGUGUCGGGAGGAGAUGACUAUAAGAUCAAGGUAUGGAACUACAAGCAGAGAAGAUGCCUCUUCACCCUACUGGGGCACUUAGACUACAUUCGCACAACAUUUUUCCACCACGAGUACCCAUGGAUAUUGAGUGCUUCAGAUGACCAGACAAUAAGGAUAUGGAACUGGCAAUCUCGUCAAUGCAUCAGUGUCCUCACCGGUCACAACCACUACGUGAUGUGCGCACAGUUCCAUCCCACCGAAGAUCUACUGGUCUCCGCCUCCCUAGACCAGUCCGUCCGCGUCUGGGACUUCUCUGGGCUUCGUAAGAAGAGCGUAGCACCUGGACCGGCUGGCUUGGCCGACCAUUUGAGGAACCCACAAGCGACUGACCUAUUUGGACAGGCCGACGCAGUCGUGAAGCACGUGCUAGAAGGACACGACCGUGGAGUCAACUGGGCAGCGUUCCACCCCUCUCUGCCGUUGAUUGUCUCUGCUGCCGAUGACCGACAAGUUAAGCUGUGGCGGAUGAACGAUGCUAAGGCGUGGGAAGUGGACACGUGCCGUGGGCACUACAACAACGUGUCAUGCGCAUUGUUCCACGCGCGUCACGAGCUCAUUUUGUCCAACAGCGAGGACAAGUCCGUGCGAGUGUGGGACAUGACCAAAAGGACCUGUCUGCACACGUUCCGAAGGGAGCACGAACGAUACUGGGUGCUGGCCUCCCACCCGUCUUUGAACUUGUUUGCGGCGGGUCACGACGCUGGUAUGGUGCUGUUCAAGCUGCAGCGCGAGAGGCCAGCGUACGCUGUGCACAACAACAUACUGUUCUAUAUCAAGGACAGGCAACUGCGCAAGCUGGAUAUGGCGACAAAUCGCGACUCUGCUGUGAUGCAGAUCAAGGGAGGAGGUCGACAUCAGCCUUACAGCAUGUCUCUAAACCACGCCGAAUGGUGCGUGCUAGUCAACUGGCGGGUCGGCGACACGAGCUCCUACGAGUUGUAUUCCGCCCCGCGAGACGGAGGCGAGGCCGCCACCGCAGAACCCGCUCGCGGUCAGGCCACGACCGCUGUCUGGGUCGCUAGGAACAGAUUCGCGGCGCUGGAGAAGAAUAACCAGCUGGUCAUCAAGAACCUAAAGAACGAGGUCUCCAAGAAGAUAUCCACCCCUACUUGUGAAGAAAUAAUGUACGCCGGUACUGGCAUGUUACUGCUGCGCGAGCCUGAUAGCGUGCAGCUGUUAGACGUCCAGCAGAAGAGGACCAUUGCCAGCGUGAAAAUCGCCAAAUGCCGCUACGCAGUCUGGAACGCCGACAUGUCUUUAGUAGCUUUACUCGGCAAGCACACCGUCACUCUCUGCACCAAAAAGUUGGAACAGUUAUGCAGCGUGACCGAAGGAGCCCGGGUCAAGUCCGGGGCCUUCGACGACUCCACGCCGCAACCAGUAUUCAUUUACACCACGGCCAACCAUAUCAAGUACUGCUGUAAGGAUGGUGACUACGGCAUCAUUCGCACGCUGGACGUGCCCGUAUACGCAGUUAAAGUCGUCGCCAACGAGGCAGGCGCUCGCGUGGUCUGUUUGGACCGGGAAGCGCGCCCUAAGGUGCUCAAUAUUGACCCCACUGAGUACAGAUUCAAAUUGGCGUUAGUGACACGCCAGUACGACCAAGUGUUACACAUGGUGCGGACAGCGAAACUUGUCGGCCAGAGCAUCAUCGCGUAUUUGCAGGAAAAAGGCUACCCAGAAGUGGCGCUACACUUCGUCAAAGACGCCCGGACUCGUCUCUCACUCGCAUUGCAGUGCGGCAAUAUAGAGGUGGCUUUGGAAGCAGCUAAGAGCCUCGACGAGCCCGACGCGUGGGACAAACUGGCUCAGUCCGCUUUGGCCACCGGCAAUCACCAGAUCGUCGAGAUGUGCUACCAGCGUACCAAGAACUUCGACAAGCUCUCAUUCCUAUACCUCAUCACGGGCAACCUCGAGAAGCUUCGCAAGAUGAUGAAGAUCGCUGAGAUCAGGAAAGAUGUCUCCGCACAGUUCCAGGGAGCAUUGUUACUGGGAGAUGUGAAAGAAAGGAUACGACUGCUGAAGAACGCUGGACAGAUAUCCCUGGCCUACUUAACAGCUGUCAACCACCACCAAACAGAGGAAGCCGAGCAACUGAAGGCUGCCUUAGAGGCCGCCAGCUUGCCCGUCCCGGCUUCAAACCCGGAUGCUGUGGAGCUGAGGCCCCCGCUGCCGGUCUAUAGGGCCCAGCCUAACUGGCCGCUACUCGCUGUGUCCAAGAGUUUCUUCGAGGUAGCGGGCGCGGCCCGAGCGACGGCGGGCGAACAGGGCGCGGUUGCGGCAGCGGGCGCUGCGGUCGUCGGCGACGAGCCUUUAGAAGCUGCGGGCGCCUGGGGCGACGACGACGACGUGCUGGCUAAGGAGGAUGGCGACGGAGAAGAAGUUAUGGAAGACGCGUGUGAUGACGGAGGCUGGGACGUGGGCGAUGAGGACCUGGAGUUGCCCGAGGAACUUGCCCCUGUCUCUGCGGACAUCGACGGCGGCGAGGAGUCGUCGACAUACUUCGUGGCGCCCACGCGUGGGAUUAGCGCCGCCAUGUCGCCCAAACUGCGGACGGCGCACGACCACGUCGCUACUGGACAGUUCGAGAUUGCUUUCAGGCUUCUGAACGAACAAGUGGGCGUGGUGAACUUCGAGCCGUACCUGGAGACGUUCUUGGGCAUGCUGUCUCGCUCGCACGUGACGUUCGGAGCGCUGGCCAGCGUGCCGCCGCUCACCGCGCACCUGCAUCGCAACUGGAAGGAGGCCAGCGGGAAGGACCUUCUGCCUGUUAUAA
This is a messenger RNA of Ostrinia furnacalis (Asian corn borer), 2983 nucleotides long. Its product is annotated as coatomer subunit alpha-like. The record is from RefSeq and is a predicted model, not a curated record. Gene Ontology annotation, molecular function: structural molecule activity; protein binding. Gene Ontology annotation, biological process: retrograde vesicle-mediated transport, Golgi to endoplasmic reticulum; endoplasmic reticulum to Golgi vesicle-mediated transport; intracellular protein transport. The transcript has 19 exons. The annotation marks the transcript as partial. Gene Ontology annotation, cellular component: COPI vesicle coat. NCBI's taxonomy places the organism in Eukaryota, Metazoa, Arthropoda, Insecta, Lepidoptera, Crambidae.